Molecule: messenger RNA, 2713 nt
Organism: Brassica rapa (field mustard)
Lineage: Eukaryota; Viridiplantae; Streptophyta; Magnoliopsida; Brassicales; Brassicaceae
Source: RefSeq, a predicted model, not a curated record
AUGAAUCCCAAGAACCAUGAAAACGAAGGUUUUAUCGCAACUCCUGAUACGACGCCGUCCGCUCGUGUAUCAAUAUUUGCCAAGGGUCCAUUCCGUAAAUAUAGGCAAAUGGUCUUUCAGACAAGGAUCUUCGAAGCUGUUGCAGAUAGAAUCUCAAUGCCGUCUCCGUACACCAAGCGUCGCUCCCUCUCCGCGCCUCCGUCUGUCACCCGUCGGUCGAAAGGAGGAUUCUUUUAUAAACCUAUCCUAUUCACUCUGUUUCUCCUCGCCUUGCCGCUGUUCCCUUCUCAGGCUCCGGAGUUCGUCGGCAGCGAGACAGUGCUCACCAAGUUCUGGGAACUGAUUCACCUCCUUUUCGUCGGCAUUGCUGUCGCUUAUGGUUUGUUUAGCCGUAGGAGUGUUGAAUCAUCGCUUGAUUCGAGGACGAGCCGUGUAGUAGAUGAGUCUUCCUUGUCUUAUGUCUCUAGUUUCUUCCCGGUUUCCUCUGUUUUCGACGAGGAUUCUUGUGAUUUUAGGAGUGAUGUGAGUGCUCGAGGUUCUCUAGCUGUAGUGAGUGAGAGAGGAUCUGAGUCUUUUAGUCAAGUGCAAGCUUGGAACUCGCAGUAUUACCAAGGGAGAUCUAAAGUUGUUGUUGUUGCUCGACCAGAUUAUGGUCUUGAUGGCCAUGUUGUGCACCAGCCAUUAGGCUUGCCGGUUAGGAGUUUAAGGUCUGGUUUGAGAGAUGGCGCAGCUCUUGAGGACAGCUCUUGUGAUGAAGCUGUAAACGAGGAAGCUGAGGAGUCAUUGGCUGAUAAGGAUUUUGAUGAGGUCGUGGCUGCUCCUCCGUCUCCACCUGUUGUUGUUCCAUGGGAUUCUAGACCUGAAAUGAUGGCAAUGGGAGACAACUAUUUUUCAAAUUUUCAGCCUCUGCCAGUGGAUGAAACUCACUAUGCGGCACUUGAAUCAAGAUCUUCUCAGUCUACUGUUUCUUCUUCUUCUUCUUCUUCUUCAUCAUCAAGAACUAGCUUUGAGUCUCAUACUCAGAACAGAUUCUCACCUUCUCGUUCUGUGUCUGAAGAGUUGUUAGACCCGAAUGUGGAUGAACCAGUUAAGGAGAAGAGUCUUGAGGCUUCAUCAAGGUCUAGUUCCCCAUCUCCACCAUUGGUGACUGAUGAUACGCACAGGCGUGUCUUACAUUCUCGGCGUUAUAGUGAUGGCUCUUUGGUAGAGGAAGAUGUAAGGCAGGGGCUGGAAGAUGAACUGGAGACGAGUGAAGUCAGAAGCAGAAGAAACGAGAAGAUCUUCAAGAAAAAGGAGCUGGGAUCAAAAUCACUAAAACUGACUGCUGAAAGUUCCCGGAAAGGGAAGAACAAAUCUCGCAGAUCAUAUCCUCCUGAUCCAAUUUCAUCUCCCAUUAGUGGUGCUGAUGAUUCCACAACUAGAAGGCACAAGAGUGAUGACCAUUUGCUUGAAGACAAUAUCAGGAAAGGAUUGGAGUCUGACCGCAACAAGGUGAGGGUUAAGAAGGGACGGAGUCAAGACUCUUUGCCCCCAUCACCACCACUGCCUCCAUCUCCACCAUUAGUGAUUGAUGAUACACACAAGCGUGUCUUACAUUCUCGGCAUUAUAGUGAUGGUUCUUUGUUAGAGGAAGAUGAAUUGGAGGUAAGUGAAGUCAGAGGCAGAAGAACAGAAGUCUUCAGCAAGAAGGAGCUGGGAUCCAAAUCACUGAAACUGACUGCUGAGAGUUCCCGGAGAGGGAAGAUCAAAUCUUGCAGAUCAUAUCCUUCUGAUGCUGAUGAUUCCACCACUAGAAGGCGUGAUCUUCAGCACAAGAGUGAUGGCCAUUUCCUUGAAGACAGCACCAGGAAAGGAUUGGAGUCUGACCAUAACAAGCUGAGUGUCAAGAAGGGAGGGAGUCACGAGUCUUUGGAGCUAACAGCAGAAGCUUCAAGCCUGACCAUUCCUGCUGUGGAUGUAGAGUUCCAACCAAAGAACGCCAAGGCUUCAAGGCGUGCAGUGCGCUCUUCACGAGGGGACUGUGACACUUUGCUGGUGAAAGACAUCAAAAGAAACUCAGAGGAUGACUUUAUGGAUAAGUCUAGAAAGAAAGAUGUUCAUGGUGAUAACAAGGAAGUGAAAUCAAGUAGUCCAAGACGUGAACCACAAUCUUGGAGAGGUUCUAGUAAAGCUUCAUCUCGAGGGAAGUCCGUGAGGACCAUAAGAUCUGAUCGCCAUGGGAAACAUCUAAAGACAGGUGGAGAUUCAUCUCAUGACAGGACAGAACCUAAAGCAGAAAGCCACGGAAGAACAAAACCAAGAAGACAAUGGCAACAAGAGCUAGCAAUUGUGCUACACCAGGAGAAGCUUCCAGAAACUCACGCUAAAUCAGAGCCACAAGACGAUGAUGCUACUGAAGAAACCGAGGUAAAGCAACUUCAACUAACCUUGGAGGAAGAAGAAGAAGCUGCAGCAGCUUGGGAAAGCCAGAGCAAUGCAAGCCACGACCACUACGAAGUUGAUAGAAAAGCUGAUGAGUUCAUAGCCAAGUUCAGAGAACAGAUUAGGUUGCAGAAACUUCAUUCCGGUGAACAACCUAGAGGUGGUGGAAUUGGCAUUAUCCGAAACAGCCACAUCAGAUGACACAUCAUUACUUGUAUUAUUGAUGUAUGAUUGAUUCCAGAUGUUGUGAUAAUAAUAUAUAUAUAUCUGUGGACUUAUCAUGUUUAUUUUA